Messenger RNA from Sipha flava (yellow sugarcane aphid), 2060 nucleotides. Its product is annotated as activin receptor type-2A-like. Gene Ontology annotation, cellular component: activin receptor complex; plasma membrane. The record is from RefSeq and is a predicted model, not a curated record. Gene Ontology annotation, biological process: activin receptor signaling pathway; cellular response to growth factor stimulus; protein phosphorylation. NCBI's taxonomy places the organism in Eukaryota, Metazoa, Arthropoda, Insecta, Hemiptera, Aphididae. Gene Ontology annotation, molecular function: activin binding; ATP binding; activin receptor activity. The transcript has 10 exons. The coding region runs from base 297 to 1823 and encodes 508 amino acids.
CACUAAAAAUUUUUGUUAUUAAUGUUAUUAUUAUUAUUAAUUAUUAUUAUUGCAUUUUUGCUAACAAUUUCUGCAAAUAAUUUUUUCGUCAUACGAGUGUUUUAGUAUCUCCUCCAGCAAAUGAUGCAAAACAUUUGCGAAAGAUGGUUUGCAACAACAUCAAAACAAUUCUGUCGUAAGUGAUAUUUAAUAAUCAUGAGUAUGUCUUGAAUGUCCGUGAACCAAACAGAGUAUGAUAAUUAAAAUUUAUAAAUAAAAGAAAACAGAACCUAUUACUCCAGACAGUUUUGGAUAAAAUGGAACAAAAAUUAUGGAUGUGGAUAUGUGGUAUUCUUGUUCUUGUAACUAUAGGCAAUUGUGCAAGUCGUCAUGUUCAGCCUAAUAUCACAAAAUGUAUGUACUACAACCAAACUUUAUGUGAAAGUUCUCGAGGUACAUAUGGUUGUGGAAAUGUUACCCAAGAUUGUAUCUCUGCUGAUAAUGAUAAACCAUCAUAUUGUUAUACUGUUUGGACAAACACUACCAAUCAGUUAUCAAUAAAGCUUCAGGGAUGUUUUUUAAAUAACAUCGAAUGUCAUGGUCAAAAACAAUGCAAAGAUAAAAAAGAUGAAAUCAAACCUAAUGGUUUCUUUUUUUGUUGCUGUGAUGGAGACUAUUGUAAUUCUGAAUUUUUUUGGGACCCUAUUCCAACAACUCCUCGAACAGAAACAUCUGCAAAACCAAUGUAUGAUAAUAAUGAAUUAAUACACACUAUUGUAUUUUCUACUAUACCAUUAGUAGCUGUGGCCAGUAUGUUUUUAUUUGUUUAUUGGGUAUAUAAACGAAGAAAAAUUCCUCAUUUUUCUCAUUGGGUUCCAUCAUCUGAUAGCUCUCACUUAGGAAAUUGCUCUCCUAUACUUAGCAAUCGUCCUAUACAACUAGUAGAAGUAAAGGCUCGAGGUCGUUAUGGUGCUGUUUGGAAAGCCCUUCACAAGAAGGAUACAGUUGCUGUUAAAAUAUUCCCUCCUCAGGAUAAAAACUCGUGGUUGGUAGAACAAGAUAUUUAUCAACUACCUCACAUGCAACAUCAAAAUAUACUAUCAUUCAUUGGUGCUGAAAAACAUGCUAGUGUUAUUGAAGGUGCCAAAAAUGAGUACUGGUUAAUUACUGCUUACCAUGAUUAUGGAUCAUUAUGUGACUACUUAAAAUCAAAUAUAUUAACAUGGGAUCAACUUUGUCAUAUUGCCCAAUCCAUGGCCAGAGGUUUAAUGCAUUUGCAUGAAGAAAUUCCAUCAGAACGAUCAGAUCAAUAUAAACCUGCCAUUGCUCAUAGAGAUUUUAAAAGUAAUAAUGUUCUACUAAAACAUGAUUUAACUGCUUGUAUUGCUGAUUUUGGCCUUGCUUUGGUAUUUCAACCUGGCAAGUCAUGUGGUGAUACACAUGGACAGGUUGGCACAAGAAGAUAUAUGGCACCCGAAGUAUUAGAAGGAGCAAUUAAUUUUUCAAGAGAUGCAUUUUUAAGAAUAGAUAUGUAUGCAUGUGGCUUAGUACUAUGGGAAUUAGCAGCUAGAUGUACAGCACAACAAGGAGCUAUACCUGAUUAUAGGUUGCCUUUCGAAGAGGAAGUUGGGCAACAUCCAUCUUUAGAAGACAUGCAAGAAUGUGUAGUUCAUAAAAAACUAAGACCGGCUUUUAAAGACAGUUGGAAAUCACAUCCAGGUUUAAUUGCUUUAUGUGAUACUAUGGAAGAGUGUUGGGAUCAUGAUGCAGAAGCUAGAUUAUCAGCAUCUUGUGUAAUGGAACGCAUUACUUGGCAAUGUCGUCAACAGCUAUAUCAACAUUAGUGUCAUCAGUACCUUAAAAUAUUUUAACUGUAUUAUAAUUCAAUCCAACUCAUCAGUAACCUAGCUUCUGCAGGUUAGAAAAUUGCUGUUUCCUUUUGCGUAAGUGAACUUCUUAAGAAGUUGUUAUACUAUUUAUAUACAUUUGUCUUGAUGUUACAAAUAACAUUAAUCGUUUUUAAUAAUAAUAAAGAGAUACAACUACUAAGAAUAUGAAAUAUAUUUUUAUGUAUUGGAAGA